GCUCAAACAAGCGAGCGCUGCCAUGCUGUCGUUUCAACUAUUAUUGUUGUCAUGGAGGCAAUUCGUCUGUCAUUCGGUGUUCAACACAGAAAACCUUGAAAGGGAAGUAGGUGUCGCCUUGCGAGACGCGCCCCACCGUCGUUUGUUGCGGGAUAUACGAACCGGUUACUCGUUGUUGCAGUAUUUUUUUAGGUGAACCAGUUCAAACUACUACAUGUACCCGCCGUGCAUUUUUUUUUUGGCGACGGGAAGAGCCGCGCCCUUCAUGAACUGCUGUUUUCAUCCAUGGCCACACUGACUACGGCAGUGGUGGCCAAACGCUGACUGCUUGGGUCGACCCACACUUUUGUUUGCCCCCGCUGUGUCUGUCUCGCGGUAGACUACACAGACUUGAAAGAUCUCUCAUCUCCAGCAGUACGUCUGUCUGCGAAACGGAAACUGGCAUGAAGCCUGAACACCAGAUCGCAACGAGUGCCUUGGCACUUUUUCUGGCCAAUUUCCCGAGGUAGGUGCGCUUGAUCGUGAGCUGCCAACCAUCCGCACCUCCUCCGUCGUUACACCUCUUCUUUGGUGGGUGUGGACACGGUUUUUCGUGAUUCAGCGGUAUUGAUGUGCCUCUUGCAGCAUUUGGCAAGCUUUCGGCUUCGUGUUCCACGCCCGUACCCCCGAGUCAAUAGCGUGAAGGGGGCGAAGCUGCUGUGAGCGCGGAGCCCAAGCUCCAUCACGAGGUGAGGCUUGCUGCGACGCCAACUGCAGUAUCAUACUCGAAGCAAGAGACGAGGUGACGUUCUUGCUUGUGAUGUGGAGCUGGAGAAUCUGCACGCUCUUCGCGUUGCUUCGCCCUGGUGUUCGAGACCUGAGCGCUGAACAUGGCCCAAGUGGAAAUCAACACUUCCGCCGGGGUUCAAGCGCACGUGGUACGAGCUGCCGCACGCUGUCCAGUUCACGAUGCUGAUCCUGGCGUCCGCCGCGGCUUCGGAAGCAUCCACGGCGUCUGAAACCUCAACACAUGCGUCGACCAUGCCCCCAGCGGCCGCCCCCAUGACCGCAGCAAACCCAGCGCCCCCUUCGCCCGCGAGCGCCAGGCCUGCUCCGCCCGUGCCUAACGCUACCGCCGCCGCCGCCGCCACCGCCGCCACCGCCGCCGCCACGGCCGCUUCCCAGGCGGCGGCGGCGGCGGCAGCAUCUACGACACCCGAGACUGAACCAUCCCGGGUAGGCUGCGGCCGCAGGCUCCUGCGCGCGAUGUCGCUCUGCGGCAGCAUCAGGGCCAGCUGCAUCCGCAUCGCGUCCACGCGCGCGAAGCUGCUUCUCACGUGAAUGAAGCAGCUUCCGAAUGUUGCGCGGCCGCCUCCACCGUGGCCGGAGCACUUGGGGGCGUGGUGGGGUAGCCGUUCCUUCGGUAUCGUUGCAGUCACCACACCGGUACCUCCAUGGCAGUUGGCAGGGGUUGACAGUCUUCUUGUCCAGGGCGUCUUUUUUUGGUAAAUAUACCAGUUUUAGUGUGGGCGUUAGUCCUUGACACGUAUGUCAAGAGGGUCAAACCCUGUCAACUGACAUCUUUGCCACCCCCCCCCCCUCCCCCCGCCGCCCGGAGUCCGUGCUGUGGCUGCAUGCGUGGGGGCUCGAUAGGCGGAGGAGGAAGAGGUGUAGACCCUCCCAGGCGGUACUACUGUGCCACCGCCGCGUGCUGUGCCAUAACUGGUGUGAUUGUCUUGUGCUUGUUUUGUCGUACAUGCAUGGUGUGCAUCAUGAGAUGGAUAGGCCGAUGGGUGACUGGCCAGGGUUUUUAUCUGGAGUGCAGCAUGUUGGAUAAAGAAUGCACUCGGGGAAAUUGGGUUAGGGAUAGUGUCUGCGUACCAUCGCCGGCGUGCCGCACCGUCGUUGUUUCUCUCUUUCUUGUGUGCGCGUGUGUGGAUGAACGACGUGCGUACGUCAUCAUGUGCUUCGUUGGCGCACGUUCGUUUACUUGCCGCUCGACGACAUCGUGUUGUCUAUCUUAUUUAGGACAUACUUAUAUCGUGUGCUGCGUGCUACUCGAGCGGGUGUUGGCAGUGUGAUCAUUACUAUUUUCUUCGUUCAUGGACGCGCUUUUUUUUUCUUCGUUUGUUUUGUGGUUUUGUUUUUGUCCGCCUUUCGAAUCUGGGGGGCUUUUUGAUUGCCAGAAGUCACCAUAGGCGAGGAUGUAGCAGCAGCAGCAGCAACAACAACAGCCGUAGCAGCAGAGCUUCGCAGUUUCACGACCUGGGAAGGGAGGGAAAGGGGGGCGGUCCAUGUUUUUUCGACGAAUUGUUUUGACCGCCCCGUCGUUCGCAUCGUAUUUAAAGCGAUGAGCUACUAAUGUUACCAGCUGGACGAGGAUGGAGGCACCGGAUACAGAGGUCAAAGAGGUUAAAAAAUAUUUUGUGGUCGAAACGAAAUCCAGGUAUUCAAGUCCGUGU
This is a messenger RNA of Ectocarpus siliculosus, 2441 nucleotides long. NCBI's taxonomy places the organism in Eukaryota, Phaeophyceae, Ectocarpales, Ectocarpaceae. The record is from the annotation of a GenBank genome assembly.